This is a messenger RNA of Choloepus didactylus (southern two-toed sloth), 2969 nucleotides long. It is a transcript of the gene FUBP3, whose product is annotated as far upstream element binding protein 3. Gene Ontology annotation, biological process: regulation of gene expression. Gene Ontology annotation, molecular function: mRNA binding. The transcript is spliced from 20 exons. The coding region runs from base 369 to 1826 and encodes 485 amino acids. The record is from RefSeq and is a predicted model, not a curated record. Lineage: Eukaryota; Metazoa; Chordata; Mammalia; Pilosa; Megalonychidae. Gene Ontology annotation, cellular component: cytoplasm; nucleus.
GAAGGCCGAGGGCUUCGUGGACGCCCUGCACCGAGUCCGGCAGGAAGUUCAUGAAUUCUGUAAAGCUCAACCCUAGAGCUCCCAGUUAAGGAACACUUAUCCCGGAGGUACCAAGAUGAUUGAGACAGGACUACUCUUCAAAGAGCUCUUUAUAAUGGGGAGACAAUAUAACAAAAAACUUCCUUAGUGAGAUUGCUGCUAAAAUUGAUUCAAUUCCACACUUGAAUAAUUCCACACCUCUAGUGGACCCCUCAGUGUAUGGAUAUGGAGUACAAAAACGGCCCUUGGAUGAUGGCGUAGGUAACCAGUUAGGGGCCUUGGUACAUCAAAGGGCAGUAAUAACAGAAGAAUUCAAAGUGCCUGAUAAAAUGGUUGGAUUUAUUAUCGGCAGGGGAGGUGAGCAGAUUUCAAGGAUUCAAGCAGAAUCUGGUUGCAAAAUUCAGAUUGCUUCAGAGAGUUCUGGGAUUCCAGAGAGGCCCUGUGUACUUACCGGAACCCCAGAAAGUAUUGAACAAGCGAAACGGCUCCUGGGGCAGAUUGUGGACCGCUGUCGGAAUGGACCUGGCUUUCAUAACGAUAUAGAUGGCAACAGCACAAUCCAGGAAAUUCUUAUCCCAGCAUCUAAAGUGGGACUGGUUAUCGGCAAAGGAGGGGAAACAAUAAAGCAGUUGCAGGAACGGACAGGUGUGAAAAUGGUCAUGAUACAAGAUGGCCCAUUACCUACGGGAGCCGACAAGCCUCUUCGCAUCACUGGAGACCCAUUUAAAGUACAGCAAGCAAGAGAGAUGGUACUAGAAAUCAUCCGAGAAAAAGACCAAGCUGAUUUCCGGGGUGUACGCAGUGAUUUCAUUUCCCGAAUGGGAGGAGGCAGUAUAGAGGUGUCUGUGCCUAGGUUUGCUGUUGGAAUUGUAAUAGGAAGAAACGGGGAGAUGAUCAAAAAAAUCCAGAAUGAUGCUGGUGUGAGGAUUCAGUUUAAACCAGAUGAUGGUAUUAGUCCAGAAAGAGCUGCCCAGGUUAUGGGACCCCCAGAUCGGUGUCAGCAUGCGGCACAUGUCAUCAACGAGCUUAUUCUUACAGCCCAGGAAAGAGAUGGCUUCGGAGGCCUUGCGGUAGCCAGAGGAAGAGGCCGCGGCCGUGGUGACUGGAGUAUGGGAACCCCGGGUGGCAUGCAGGAGAUCACAUACACAGUGCCAGCAGAUAAGUGCGGCCUCGUCAUAGGCAAAGGGGGUGAGAAUAUCAAAAGUAUAAAUCAGCAGUCAGGAGCACAUGUGGAGCUUCAGCGUAACCCUCCUCCAAACACUGACCCCAACUUGCGAAUAUUCACCAUCAGGGGAAUUCCUCAACAGAUCGAGGUGGCCAGACAUCUCAUAGAUGAGAAAGUUGGUGGUACCAGCCUUGGAGCACCUGGAGCCUUUGGACAGAGCCCCUUCAGCCAGCCACCUGCUACACCUCAUCAGAACACCUUUCCUCCAAGGAGCUCAGGGUGCUUCCCAAAUAUUGCUGCUAAAGUGAACGGAAAUCCCCAUAGCACCCCUGUGAGUGGUCCUCCGGCCUUUCUGACCCAGGGUUGGGGCAGCACCUACCAGGCAUGGCAGCAGCCCACACAGCAAGUCCCAGGCCAGCAGAGCCAGCCGCAGAGCAGCCAGCCUGACUACAGCAAGGCCUGGGAAGACUAUUACAAAAAACAGAGUCACGCUGCCAGUGCUGCUCCUCAGGCCAGCUCCCCACCGGAUUACACAAUGGCUUGGGCAGAAUAUUACAGACAGCAGGUUGCUUUCUACGGGCAGACAUUAGGGCAAGCACAGGCCCACAGCCAGGAGCAGUAGAAUAAUGUCCUUGCGGCUGUUUUUCCCCCUUGAAAUCAUUGUGAGUGAAAACCUAUUUGUAACAGAGGUUUUUAGAUUUGCAAACCUUUUGAUGAAGAACCUUUUUUUUUGUUCUGUGAAACACUAUAUUUAGAUUAACAGAAUUUUUCUAAAAAUCGGGAAAAGUUAGUUACUAAAAAUUGCUGAUAAUUUUUAUUUCAUUAUUUUUGUUGUUAUUUCAAAUGUGUAAGCUCUGGGAUUCUUUUUGGAGCAAUACCUGCAAAUUCGGGCACCAGAAUGUACCUCAGAGCAGUGACAUUUCAACAUGGUGUUUUUUGUUUUGUUUUUUGUUUUGUUUUGUUUUGCGUGUCUUUCUUUUUAUUUACCGUUUUUUCUGUUGCAACAGAAAGUGGCUUGGAAGUCUUAGGUGGUAUGUAACAAAUCCUUUUUAAAAAAUUUUAAACAGUAUUUAAAUAUUCUUAAAUGUAUAAAUUCAUUAAAUGUUUUACUUCUAAUUUCUUGUAUCUCGGCUGUCUGGUUUUAUUGCAUUUUUUUAAAAACUGAACUAUUAUGUAUUGUAAUUAAUUAUGUGAACUCUGAAUUGAGACAGAUAAUUGUAUUGCUGUCCAACAGGGAUUGGGAGGGGGCAUUUUAUAGGGUUUGUAUAAUUUUUAGAGUUCUAAAGGGGUAAUAUAAAAAUGUGUUCAUGUUUUUAGCAUACGUUUUUUUCAUGUCUCCAUUACCAGUUGUAAUUGUGUGUCUAAGACCUCCAAGCUUGUUUUAAAAACAAAACAAAAAACCUUUCUCUAUUCUCUCAGAAAUAUAAAUACUGUUAUUUUUAAUAUUAAAAAAAUUCGAUAUAACUUUUAACAAACACUGUGGAACAUUAAACCAUAUAAAAUGCAGUAACUAUUUUUUAAUUCCAAGGUGUUUUUGCUUUUUUCUUUUAAAUAUUUUCUUAAUAUUUGUCCAAUUAACUAGAUGAGUAAAUAAAUCUAGUAUUAACCACAGUAUGAAUUAAAUAAUUUUGAUUUAAUAAAAGGGAUAAUAUGAUUUCCAAUGUUUACUGUAGGUAUCUUGUACAGAUAACAUGUAUUUUUAAAGGAAAAAAAAAACGGAAUUGAAGCUAUUUUUCUUGCAUUUUUAAUUGACCUGAGGGACAUU